CCCGACACUCCUCAGGCCUUCCAGAGACCGAGGGUUUUUCUUCCUCUCUAUCCUGCUAUCAGAAUAAUUCAGUGCAGGGAGAUGCCACACACUGCAUAGCCGUGUGGAGGACCCGAUUACACCCAGCCAGGAUAUCAUCUUGGCACUACUUCCGUACAAACAACAACGAGCCCAUCGAUGGCAACCCCAACCCGCCUGUUCAGGCGCCUACUUCGCCAAGUGCGGCGACAUGACUGGAGAUGUCUGAUAGCAUACUCGGCGCUGAUCCUGCUGUCGGCCUCCAUCUUCCUGUAUCUUCUUCUCGCAUACUACCUCGCGGGAGAUCCGCGUCUUGUUCCACACACCAUCCAGCAAGCGCGGAACGUCCUUCUCGUCACGGCACAUCCCGAUGACGAGACUUUGUUCUUUAGCCCAACUAUCCUUCACGGUCGCGAGAACCCGGAUGUCACUCGUUCCUUGUUGGUGCUAUCGACGGGCGACUAUCAUGGCCAAGGAGAUAUCCGCAAGGCGGAAAUUGAACGUAGUUGUACCGCACUCGGCAUCUCAUCUGCUCGCUGCGUUGUUCUGGAGCACGGUGCCUUGCAGGAUAAUCCAAAGAAGUGGUGGCGCCAGGAUGUCAUUCAGGACAUAGUCGCCCAUUACGUUCACAUGUGGAAAGUGGAUCUGAUUUUCACCUUCGAUAACGGUGGAGUCUCCGGCCAUAUCAACCAUAGGGCCGUAAGUGCCGGUGUUCGAAAAUACGCAGAGGAUUUUCCGCAUGCCCCGCCAGUCUAUGCCCUACAGAGUACAUUCCUCCUGCGCAAGUACUCGUCGCUCGUUGAUCUGAUCUUGACCUCUGUGCCAUUCGCCUGGCGCAUCGGGGCAGCGGUCCUGACAGCCGCACCGCCACCCACAGGACACGACAUAUACGGAAACAGAGCGCUGCUGGUAAGUCCGUGGCAGACCUACCUAACUGCGCGAACAGCAUUCAGUCAACAUGAUAGUCAGUACUCAUGGGACCGGGUGUUGUACUUGAUAGUGAGCCGUUAUAUGUGGUUUAAUAAUUUGUAUCGGAUAGCCUAAGCUGUGAUUAUGUUCUAUCAAAUAUUCUUUCAUUAAGCAAAACUAUUUGUCUCCAAUAUGAUAUCCAAACGUAAAACCGUGAGCAG
Messenger RNA from Aspergillus piperis CBS 112811, 1148 nucleotides. RefSeq names its product PIG-L family deacetylase. Gene Ontology annotation, molecular function: N-acetylglucosaminylphosphatidylinositol deacetylase activity. The record is from RefSeq and is a predicted model, not a curated record. Bases 178 to 1062 code for a protein of 294 amino acids. The transcript is spliced from 4 exons. Gene Ontology annotation, biological process: GPI anchor biosynthetic process. NCBI's taxonomy places the organism in Eukaryota, Fungi, Ascomycota, Eurotiomycetes, Eurotiales, Aspergillaceae. Gene Ontology annotation, cellular component: endoplasmic reticulum.